Cynoglossus semilaevis (tongue sole) is the source of this 5575-nucleotide messenger RNA. RefSeq names its product twist-related protein 2-like. NCBI's taxonomy places the organism in Eukaryota, Metazoa, Chordata, Actinopteri, Pleuronectiformes, Cynoglossidae. Gene Ontology annotation, biological process: developmental process; regulation of transcription by RNA polymerase II. Gene Ontology annotation, molecular function: DNA-binding transcription factor activity, RNA polymerase II-specific; RNA polymerase II transcription regulatory region sequence-specific DNA binding; protein dimerization activity. The transcript has a single exon. The record is from RefSeq and is a predicted model, not a curated record. Bases 702 to 1337 code for a protein of 211 amino acids.
AGGAAAAGGGAGACAGGAAAGGACACAGAACCAGGGAGGGGGGAUGGUUAGGGCCAGCUUUAGAAGAAAUCUGGAACCUAUAAACUUUGGGUAACUUCUACGACAAGAAGCAAACGUCACGACCGUUUGAUUUGUUUGGCUGCAGGACACACCUUUGUCUCCGCCUACGUCCUUUUGAUCGGACCAAUUGCUCGAGAUUCCUUCUUCCUGUUGUCUCUGGCUCAGCUGUGCAAAAAGAAGUCCCGCUGACCAAUCACUGAGUCAGAUGGGAGGGAAGCUGAAGGUUUUCACGCUCCCCUCCCUUUAAAAAAAUCAGAUUGGUGGUUGCUGCCGCUGUCUCACAUGCAGCUACAGGGACGGAACAUGACAGGCGUUCAGUUGGCCGAUACCGUGUUCGCUGACAGAGAGGGAGCUGGAGAGUGACAGGUGGAGAUUAACAAGGAAAAUCUACUUGCUUGACUUUUAUAACAUUCUGGACUGUAACGUUUGGAUGGGACCAAGUGUAAAGUUGGCGAGAGAAGAAGAACACAGGACAAGGCUGGAGGAACAAAAAGGUAACAGAGGUUGUUCCUGAAGAAGAAGCGUCCACAGGAAAGGACCGGAAAGGACCUGUGUGGUACGAAACAUCCACUGGAAUAUUGGCAGAAGAGAAGGAAUCCAGGAUCUUCAAGGAGAGAGUGAGGAAAAAAACGUGGCCAAGCAUGAGAGAGGAGGAGCAGUGUACUGAUGACCACUCUAAGGGAGGGGUUGUUUCUAGCAAGGAGAACAAGGGAAAAAUACCUUCCAAUGCGUGUCCCGUUGUUGUAGCCACACCAGUGGUUCUAAAGCGGCAGUCCAACUCAGAAGCUCACAUAACAACGAUAACGCCCAUCACAUCAGCAGACGAGGGCAGGGUCAAACCAGGAGAUGGCAUUCAGAUCUUCACCCCAACUGGACCUAAAAGACUCAAGAAGAGUCCUCAACACCGGUCACCUUCCUCAGGUCCAUCCCUUUCUCCUGGUCCUGGUCCCAGUCCUGGAAGCCUGUCAGGCCUGGAGGACCCACACGCCCAGAGAGUGAUUGCCAACAUCAGGGAGCGCCAGCGGACACAGUCUCUGAAUGAAGCCUUUGCUUCACUGCGUAAGAUAAUCCCCACACUACCCAGUGACAAACUGAGCAAAAUCCAGACCCUUAAACUGGCGUCACGCUACAUUGACUUCCUCUACCAGGUACUGCAGAGCGACGAGAUGGACACUAAACUGGCCGGCUGUAACUACCUGGCGCAUGAAAGACUGAGCUAUGCCUUCUCUGUCUGGAGGAUGGAAGGAGCCUGGUCCAGCAUGUCAGCUGGUCACUAACACGGUCGGAACCAGAGAUUUAUCUGUAGACGGAAAAACCUGAAAACUGGAGUGAAUGUUCCCGGUGACUUUUUGAAGAACAGUUCUGAGCCCGCAUUCUCUUACGGUUGUCCAAGACGUAAAUGUAAAUGUGUGUGUGAUUUCAGCAGUUGGGGGAAUUCUUUACAAUUUCUUUAAUGUUGUUUCUUUUGUUUGUUUGUUUGUUGACAACAACUCAGUUUACACUUUUCAGCACAGAAGAAAUAUCACUUUUCCGCAGCUUUCUACUUGAGGUGAAAAUCCCACAUUUUGGAUCAAAUGCCAUUUCUGGGGGGGAAAAGGGAGAGUGAUGGCCAACCAGGAGUUCAGAUUCUUGACAAAGACAAAUCAGCUAGAACCAAACCACCAACCUCCAGGUUAGAGGAUAACCACCCCUGCCCACUGAGCCAAAAACAUCCUGACACAGAUUGCAGAAAGGGCAGCGCAGAAAAAAACACCAGACAUUUUUUAAUUCUUUCACAGUUUCAGCUUCUUUACAUCGCUGUGAACAAUUGUCACCGUCCUCAGCAGCUCCAUUAUAGUCAUAGGUAUGCAUAUAUUUUCACCUACAUAAUAAUGUAUUUAUUUCACCUCAUUUCUGACCUGACAAUUCAAUUUAGUCCGAAACUGGAAACACAUACAGAUCAGACCUUUGACUUUUCCAUAACUCCUCAGCUUCAAUUUUGUCUAAGAAUUCGAUAUGUACCCAAGAUUUCUGACCACCCUUUGAACCCAAGUGUCAGUGGAAAAGAAGCUGCAGGCAGCUGUCAUCCCAAAUUAGGUUUCUCUUUCUUAUUCUAAAACCAAGAAUCUUUUAUUUCUUCCAGAGCCAAAAAAAGUCUCAUCACCAAAUUCUUUCCUCUCAUUUCGGCCCUAAAUUUUGCUUGCAUUGCACGAAAGCCUUGAUACAGUGAACUGACGAGGAGGCAUAAUGAAAACAAACGGUUUCUAAGAGCCAUGAAUCAUCUGUGUCACCAUCAAAGAGGAGGCUGAUGUUGCUCCCUGCUGGGCCUCCAUAUACCACCAGGAGUGACAGAGGAGGUGAGAGCUGAUUUAUACACACACAAAUGAGCAGAAAACCACCGGGGAAGUGCUGAGAAAACGUGCUGAAAAAGCAACCAGACUGACCUUUUUUGUACAAAAAUCCUCAACUAUAAUUCACAAUAUUACAUUUUUUUAAACUGUUGUUCCUCCAAUUUUGGGGAAAACACUGCCAUCACUAGAAACUAAACUAAACUAAAAGGGGCGUCUUACUGUUUGUUUUCAGCACAAAGCCAUUAAAAUCCAACUUCCACCACUGCCAACAUGCAGCAAUCUGUGAUUAAGUACCACAGGGAGGUACCGCUAAUGUCUGCAGCCCUUCAGUGACUCCAGUAAAUCCUGGUCUUAAAUGACCAAACAACACUGAAACGCUGGAAGGCAGUUCACAUAAAAGAGUGGUCUAAAAAUGGGAGGUGAAUACAGUAAGAGUGGUUGUUCUUGGCACGUGAACCAGCAUUUAUUUAAUAACUGAGACAUGAACACGUCCAAAAGUUUGAGAGCAACAUGGUGAUACUUACAUGAGGCUGUCUUACAUGAGGCAUGUCCAAUUCUGAAACGAAACUUUCUUCACAUCAUGAAUAUUUAUUGUGUUUUUAUCCAUAAAAAUAUCAAUAAUUUGAGUACUGUGCAAAAAAGGAAGGUUUUACUUGGAAGAUUUUAAAGUAAAAUAAAAAAAUGUCAAUUCACCAAGAAUAAGUGUUUAAUUUUUUUAUAGAUAAAUUGUAUUUUUUUAAAUAAAGGAUUAUUUGUCAUUGAUGAUUAUUAAUUAACUAACUAACUGGCUAUCUUACCUUUCUUUUUAUCUUCUACAUUUGAGCUCAAAACUGUCUCUACAGCUGGAAUAUGAUGACCAAAACAACUCACCUCUCAAACCUCAGCCCGAGUUUGUCAAUUGGUCUGUAUUUCUGAAAUCGUUUGUUUCCUUUACUUCCUGUUUGAAGAUCACCUGAAAACGCGGUCUGGCAGCAGAUAAGGCGACAUCUAGUGGACUUUUCUGGCACAGCACAUCUUUGAUUUAAAAGAAAUACAAGCUCGAACAGUGAGGAUCAGUUAGGAUGCUACAAAGAGACCAAAACAAACCGACUGGUCAUGCAGAAGAAAUGUAUUUAUAAAUAAAUGUCUAAUGGUCAGGGGAAAAAAACCUGUAUGCCAAACAUCCCAUCACAAAGCUGUUUUUUAACAAUGUAUUCAAGACUCUAACUUGGUGUUAACUACAUUUUUCAACCCACACUUUCUUCUCAUUUUCUUAAAUAUGACACUCAUUACAAUUGGAUAAAAUUAUCUUUUAUUCAAUUCCUAUCCGCCAAAAUCAUGUAUCCAGUAUUAAUUACUAGUGUUCACCUACAUCUGAGGCAGGACUUUAAGACAUAUUGUUGGCGGCCAUAUUGGAUCACAUACUGUUUUACCAAAGUUAAAGUACAGGGGAAAAAUAAUUAUUGUUUCAAUAAGUUUGAACUUUACCUCUAAAUCUAUUAAUGACAUUUAGACAUUUAAAGGUGAUGCAAUUUAAUUGGUCAAAACGUAAUUAUUACUUUCUAUCAACAACCAUAGCUUAGCAUCCAUCAACAGACUAGCCGUGCUUAGCUUUUGCUAGGUGUGGUAUUACAGGCGGAUUUUUUGGCAGAUCAUAUAUACUCACUAAUAGGCAAAUACUCCAGAGACAUGUGAUAUGUGUACGUACCAAAAUACUGGAUAAGUCAAACAUUAAAAAAUGAAUUCACUUUAAAGCCAAUGCUUGUGCAAAAAACAUUGAAACCAGUUCAUACUGGAAGUAUUUUUUUUUAAUCAAGAGGAAAAGUCAAUAAUGAGAAUAAAAAAUAGAGAAUCUUUCUAUACAUACACCUGGUAGGAAACUGAUAGGAAAAACACAGAGAUAUUAAAGAAAAGGAUGAAACAAAGAUUUCACUGUUGUGUUAUAGAUACAGAGUUACUGCAAGUCCAGUUAGUUAAGAGUCGCCAAUACACAUACUACUGAAUGCAUCAAGGCACAUGGGUGACAUGUGUAUUUUGGUCUUGGAAUUUCUAUGUACAAUUAAGAGCUGAGGCCGUACUGACCGUUAGGUAAGACAAAAAAGUGGAAUAAUACAGAAGAGGUCACUUCAGUAUACAACUUACUAACACUUGCAGGUGUGUGCACAAAACAUGUACUUUAACAUAUGUACUAGUGCACAUAUCGAUCACAGGGUCUCUUUUCCCAUUUACACACACACACUCUCACACACCACACAUACACACACACACACUCAUUUACUUCAUCUGCUGUGUAAGACGUGUAAGUUGCUAUGAGGAAAUCUAUGCACAAAAUGAAAAAGUGGAACUCCUCCUCCAUACGUCACAUCUACAGAGUGGGAGCAGAGGUGAGAGAGCAGCAGAGGGGAAUGCUGCUCCUGAGGCCGUCUGUGGACCAGACGCUGUCCAGGAUCUGAGUAAAACUAACUGAAGACUUCCUGUUUCCUACCUGCUGCUGGACUGGUCAGCUGUUACCAUUGUUGUGACUGCACAACACCAGUCUAUUUGACAGAAACUUCUAGAUUGUGCUGUUCUAUGAUUAAGUAUAGAUGAAAACCAUUCACCACCAUAUUGGUGAAAACCAAGGCCACUUCAGACAAAGGUCACCAGGUUUCUGUGUGAACGCAGGCGUCUGACCACUCACAUCCGCGUGCGGUCCCACAUACAGUACAAGCGGGAGUCAAGAGGUUCUAAGACAGAUCAUCUAGUUUCAAAAGGCGUCUGAUUUUAACAUGUUGAGACACAUCUCAGACUGGUCAUGAUAUCUCCAUUCAGUCUUCAGCUGAGUUAUAUUUGAAUUACUUAUUGAGGUCUCUCAACCAUCAAAAAUAAAACCUUAUUUAAAAUCAGAGCAACUACUAAAUUUGAAUGACCAGUGAAUUGUUGAGGCCUUGAUGCAGGGCGGGACCAAAAAGACAUGAAGUUUCACAGUGCUGCCAAACUGUUAGCUGUCUUCCAGAGCCAAGUGUUACUACCUGAUUUAACACACAAUUAUGAUGAUUGUGUGUUGUGUAUGCUGUGAGGUUCGAAUAUUGAAAAUGUGAAGAUCUGUACAAAAGGCCACUGCAAGAAGAAGUCGCUGCUCUUUUCAAUACAAAGGCAAUAAAAACUAAAAUCAGCACCAAGUAGUGAGUAGUGACUCACUCCUGCUUGAACAAACUCAGCCCUUG